AUGGCAUUUUUGAUUCCACCUUCAAUGUUCGCCACUCAGACCCCACACCCACGAUCCUCGCCAUCCAUACAAGGUGCACGUCCAAAUUUCAGGAUGUCGCCAGGGGAUGUUGGAAUACUAAAAUCAACUAUCCUCCCCUCAUUCAGCCUAUAUUCAAGCCUUUCACUGGCAACAUAUAUUGCAGCGGAGACAACAGACAGGGUCGAACUAAAAGACUGGCUAUGGCCCUCGGCCCAAGUCAUCAAUGCCUGGUGGAGCGCCAUAGGCCAACCAAUGUACGAUCAAGGGAUCUCAUUCAACGCAUGUUGGGAUUCUCUUCCUUGGACUGAGAAGGUGCUUCUGAGCUGUGUCACUAUCUGGGGCACUAGGCUCUUUGGUCGUAUCGCAAUGCGGUCUCUAUCUCGCGGCAAAGAUGAUGCGCGGUAUGACGCUGCCAAGAAAGAGCCUGGGUUCUGGAGAACAGCUUUUCUGAAGAUAUUCUUGCCCGAGGCUGUUUUUUUGAGUAUUAUCUCGCUCCCUUUCACCACUCCAUUCCACAUGGGUGGAAGCCUAAUAUCUCUGGGAGAAAAUGCUAUUAAUGUGGUUCGUUCGCUGGGCGUUGCACUUUUUGGUGCUGGAUUUGCUAUGGAGGUUAUGGCCGAUACCCAGCUUGUCCUGCAUUGCAAGGAACGGACUGAUUUGUGUCGGCAUGGAGUCUGGAGUAUCGUGCGGCAUCCAAACUACUUGGGAGACACACUGGUUCAUUUCUCCUACGCUCUGUUGAACGUGGCAGGUAAUUUCGACCCUGUUGUUUUGCUGGGCCCGCUGUCGAACUACUUGUUCCUACGUUUCGUUGGCGGUGACAAGCAGACAGAGGCCAGCCAGGAAGAGCGAUACAAGGCCCAAGAUGCUCACAAGUAUGAACAGCUGCAGCAUUGGCAGAAGGAAAACAACAGUUUCUGGCCUUCUCCAAAAGACCUGAUGAACCCAUGGGCUUUAGCUGUUGCAGGCUGUGGGUUUAUUGCUGUGGUGCUCGAGGAAGGGAUGAGAGCUUGUAGUGUCGCAUGA
Molecule: messenger RNA, 1047 nt
Organism: Penicillium antarcticum
Lineage: Eukaryota; Fungi; Ascomycota; Eurotiomycetes; Eurotiales; Aspergillaceae
Product: DUF1295 domain protein
Exons: 2
Coding region: 1-1047 (348 amino acids)
Cellular component (GO): membrane
Source: RefSeq, a predicted model, not a curated record